Raphanus sativus (radish) is the source of this 1250-nucleotide messenger RNA. RefSeq names its product probable carboxylesterase 1. The record is from RefSeq and is a predicted model, not a curated record. The transcript has a single exon. NCBI's taxonomy places the organism in Eukaryota, Viridiplantae, Streptophyta, Magnoliopsida, Brassicales, Brassicaceae. Bases 1 to 1119 code for a protein of 372 amino acids. Gene Ontology annotation, molecular function: hydrolase activity.
AUGAGUAUAGUAGGUGUAACAGCAGCUGAAAAAACAGAAACGUGGAUCAAUCAAUCAACCAAGUCUCUAGAAAGUAGACCAUCUAUAUAUAUAUAUAUCAGCUAUACAACUUCUUCUUAUUCUUCUAACACUAGUAACAUUUUGAUCCAAAGACCGAUGGAUUCGGAUUCCGAAAUCGCAUACGACUAUCCGAGAUAUAAAGUCUACAAGAAUGGCCGUAUCGAACGCCUCGUGACCGACACAUUCGUCCCACCUUCGCUAACCCCUGAUCAAAACGGCGUCGUUUCCAAAGACGCGGUCUAUUCACCGGAGAAAAACCUCUCUCUCCGUAUCUACCUCCCUCAUAAAGCUGGCCAAGAAGAGAAGAACAAGAACAAGAAGAAGCUCCCGCUCCUCGUCUACUUUCACGGCGGGGGUUUCAUAAUGGAAACCGCUUUCUCUCCCAUCUACCACACUUUCCUCCCGUCGGCCGUCUCAGCCGCCGGCUGCAUCGCCGUAUCGGUGGACUACCGCCGUGCCCCCGAGCAUCCGAUCCCCGUCCCGUACGAAGACUCGUGGGACGCGUUGAAAUGGGUGUUCGCUCACGUCUCCGGGUCUGGUCCGGAACGCUGGGUGAACGACCACGCGGACUUCGGGAGAGUGUUCCUCGCCGGGGACAGCGCCGGAGCCAACAUCGCGCAUCACAUGGCGAUGAGAUCCGGAGAAGAGAAGGGAGUAAGCUACGAGAUCUCGGGGAUGGCUCUGUUUCAUCCCUUCUUCUUUUCCAAGGCUCCGUUGGAGGAGGAGGAGGCUGAGGCGAUGAGGUACAUGCAAGGGAUGUGGGAGAUCGCGAGCCCGAACAGCGAGAUGGGAGUGGAGGAUCCGUGGGUUAACGUGGUCGGGUCGGAUAUAUCCGGGUUGGGGUGCGGGCGGGUUUUGGUUAUGGUGGCGGGGAACGAUGUGCUGGCGAGGGAAGGUUGGGGUUACGCGGAGAAGCUUGAGAAGAGUAGUGGGUGGGGAGGGAGAGUUGGAGUGAUAGAGACUAAGGACGAAGAUCACAUCUUCCAUAUCAAGAAUCCUGGUUCUGUUAAUACUCGUCUACUUGUACAGAGUUUUGCAGAGUUUCUUAAUAAAGACUGACACAAGUUGUCUGUACGUAGUGAAGAUGUUGAACUUAGAUAAAACACACACACACUGGUUGUAAAAUUGAAUAAACUUGUGUUGAUUGAUACAAUGUUAAAUGUGAUUCUAACACGUUUUUGCUUUUAAUA